AUGGGACGAUCCCAACGACUCUAUAUUUAUAUAUUAAUUGGUUUUUUUAUUUGGUUUAUAGUUUUUAUUAGUCAAAUUUUAUAUUUUUCAUCAUUUUCUGUUCAUAAUUAUUGUUGGUUUUCAUCUUGUAAAAAUAUUUUCGUUUCAUCUCAAGUUCCUCCUAACAACCAACAGAAAAUUUUAUCUUCCUAUGAAAAAUCUCUUCUAACACGUAUUCAUCAUCAACCUCUUUUACAACAAUAUGAAUCUCGUCAUGUUAAUUUUCUUCAUUUAAUUAAACCAUCAGUAAAACCAAAUAAAUAUUUAAUUUAUACAUGUAAUCAACCAUGUGGUGGUUGGGGUGAUCGUACACGAAAAAUAGUUGGUGCUUAUUUAUUAUCAUUAGCAUUAAAUCGUACAUUUCUCAUAAAUAUGACAUGGCCAUGUUCAAUAACAAAUUUAUUAGAACCAAAUUUUAUACAAUGGAAUCAAACAAUAAAUAAUCUUUCUCAACGAACAAAUCGUACGAUUGAUAAACUUACUUCAUCGGAUAAAGAUUAUGAUGAUGUUUUAUCAUGGAAACAUAUUGAUAUAAUCUAUUUUAAAGUUAAAGAUUUAAGUUAUUAUCGAUUAAUAUUAUGGCGUGAUGAUUUUUAUCGUAAUCUUGAUUUAAAUUAUGGUUUACAUCGUUCAAUAUUAUUUGUUCAUAGUAUAUUUACAUUAGUAUAUGAAUUAUUAUUUAAAUUAAAACCUCAUCCACAAUCUCAUAUGGAUGAAAUAGCAGAAAAAUUUUCUUUAAAUUCACUUCAAUGUGCACAUAUACGUAUUGGAAAAAAUCCAUCAAAUCCAAAUGAUGUUGUUUUUCCAAAACGUGAACAUAUGAAUACAAGUGUAAUAGGAUUUUUAAAAAAUAAUUCUAAAUCACAUGAAAUAAUAUUUGUUUCAACUGAUUCUGAACAAGUACAUACAUAUGCAAAACAACAAUUUCAUUCACGUUUAUUAACUGUUGAUGGUAUGAUACGUCAUAUUGAUCGAUCAGGAAAAAAAUUUGCUUGUCAUGGUUUAGAAAAAACUAUAUUAGAUUUUUAUAUGAUUUCACAAUGUCGUACAAUGAUUAUGAUAUCAUCAUUGUCUUGUUAUCAAUGUUCAUCAAUUAAUGGAACUAAUCCAAUCUGUGAAGAUUCAUUUCAGGGAGAUAUAGUUGGUAAACCAUCACUUCUUCAUACUCCAUGUAUGACUCAAUUACGUGACCGUAAAGGUUUCUUUCCUGCAACAUAUUGUAUUAAAUUAGUUGCUUACUCGGAUGACUCUAAGCCUAUUCAAUAUAUAUAUCGAACGUGUGGUCGAGAAGAAGCUGAUGAUAAUGGAAUAAAUCGUGUUAGUCAUUGUGGUUUUAUAAAACUUCAUUGGAUUCAUCCAUUUAGACGAUUUCGAAGUUGUUUACAUAUAUGUGAUAAAGAUGCGUGCAAUCAAGCUAAUUAUUUUAUUUAUUCAAUGUGGAAAAUUAUAUUUUGUUUUAGUUUAUUAUUUAUAAAUUCAUAUGAAAGCUUUAUAUAA
Adineta steineri is the source of this 1536-nucleotide messenger RNA. The record is from the annotation of a GenBank genome assembly. Lineage: Eukaryota; Metazoa; Rotifera; Eurotatoria; Adinetida; Adinetidae.